AUCGGCCGCUCAGUAUUAAAGAGGCGUCGGUGGAAGACGCAGUAGUGACGACGAACUCUUCGACAAGUGAGAAGAAAAGAGCGCAUGAGGGUGGUGCGGACGCCGCGAAAUAGGCGGUUGCCGAAGGGAGUUAGGGAUAGAGAUUGAAGGAGGAACGAAGCGCACACCGACGCCCGAACGAUCUUCUCACGAACGAACGAUCGACUGAGAUAUAUCAUUUUCUCUUCUUCCUCAUCGCCCCCUCCCUCCCGAUUCCCACUCUUCCACCCUGAUUUCCCCUUUAUUUUAUUUCUCUCAUCCUCUCCUCUUUUUUUUCCACCCUUUUUCUCCACCCAUCCCGUCCACUAUCUCACCGUCAUACUUUUGACGACGAAACGAACACUGAACGAAUAACCGACCCCUCGAGCUAUGGCAGCCACCGCCAUGGAUCCAGUCGACAUCGCGAAUAUACUCGCGCAGGAACUGCUUUAUCAGCAGCUGGUAUCUCUGGACGGGCUGCACAGUGGAGUUCCGACCAGGACGACGCCGACACUGACGCCGACCACGCUCCGCAGCAUCGAGCAGACCUUCUUGGAGCUGACGAGCGAGUCAGCGUCGCACAGUCGCGAGGCCGGCUUCGUGCCGCCGUUGGUCGAGCCGUCCCAGCCGACCCCGGCCCAAACGCAAAACACGGCGGCGCACCACCUCCCGCCGACGACCACCCUCAUCGAGAGCCAGCAGACGCAACCGCAGCAGCAGUCGGCUAGGCGCAAUAUGGGCGGCAGGAGGCCCAACAGAACGAUCGGGAUGACCCCCGAGGAGGAGGCGAGACGACAGAUCCGGCGCGAGAGGAACAAGAUGGCAGCGGCCAGAUGCCGCAAACGAAGGAUGGAUCACACCAAUGCCCUAAUUGAGGAGACCAAGGGCUUGGAAGAGAAGAAGCAGCAUCUGCAGGAGGAGAUCAAUAAUCUGCAGCAUCUGAAGGAAGAGCUGGAAUUCCUGCUGAACACUCACCAAGCGGUUUGCCGGCUGCGAUCCGCGUCCCCGCCGGAUGUGAAGCCCGUGAUAAAGCCCGAUCUUCCGGUCGACGAUCAAUUCGCCGAGCCCACGAAGGGUGGCGACGCCAUGGUGGCCGCCGCGAGACCGAAUAGACCCAAUUCACUGCCGGUCGGGUUCGACAACAACAACAGACUGAAUUCCCUGUCGCUGUUCGCGGAGCCUAAGGACAGGCCGGACACGUUGGCCUUGAAGACGAUGGAGACGCCGUCCUUCAUGAAGACCUCGAUGGAUGUGUCCGGUAUGCCGAUCACCACCCCGACCAGCGGUAUACCGUUCAACUUCGACUCCCUCAUGGAGGGUGGCACCGGUCUCACGCCAGUCACGACGCCCCUGAUACCGUCGUGCUCUACGCAACAGAGGAGCAACCUGUCCGCCGUGGACCUUAGCUCGCCGGACGCGAAUCCCAAGCUCGUGAGCUUGUGACGCCACGAUGACGUGGUGGAGCACGGAUCGAAUGAGGAGGACGAUCCCGAAUGAGAAACGGGGGAGUACCAUGACGCGAAGGAAGCUCGAGUUUCUUUUUUUCUCUGAAGGAGGGAAUCAAACCCCGAAGUAUUACCACGAGCGCUUUGCAACGAAAUCUUUGAUCGCCGUCAAAAGCUCUUUCAUUGCGACU
Dinoponera quadriceps is the source of this 1654-nucleotide messenger RNA. It is a transcript of the gene kay, whose product is annotated as transcription factor kayak. Lineage: Eukaryota; Metazoa; Arthropoda; Insecta; Hymenoptera; Formicidae. The transcript is spliced from 3 exons. The record is from RefSeq and is a predicted model, not a curated record. Gene Ontology annotation, cellular component: nucleus. Gene Ontology annotation, biological process: regulation of transcription by RNA polymerase II. Gene Ontology annotation, molecular function: RNA polymerase II cis-regulatory region sequence-specific DNA binding; DNA-binding transcription factor activity, RNA polymerase II-specific. Bases 409 to 1461 code for a protein of 350 amino acids.